GUCCCUGCCCCGCUCGGCCCGGCUUUCCGCAUGCGUGUAGCCUAUGGGAUGGGGUUGAGCAAUUGUGGGAGCCCAUCUUUCUCUAACUUUCUGGGGUUUCUUGAACCUGGAAACUUCGAGAGGUGGACGUCCCUGUCCUCUCCCCCAGGCUCUCAGCCCACCCACCUGGAAGCGCCCAUGUGUCACCUUACCCAGGAGAGGGCGGCAGAGGCUGCGAGCAGGACGGCAGCCCCCUCUCCCCACCCCCAGAACCCUGAGAUCCUGCUUCACGGGCUGCAAGAAGUUGGGGGGCCAGGAUUCGGCGCGGAGGCCGGGAGUGUGGGUGGGGAGACUGCACAGACUCCUGAGACCCUCCCCAAGUCAGGGCUUUUCGCUGGUCUCGCAGCCCCAGCCCAGCAGCUGCUGCAGCCUCGCAGGUUCUGGAUGCAAGCAUUUUGCUGAGGAAACUGCAUAGCGUUCCCAGGACUCUAGGGCCCACGACCCCUCAAAAAUUAAGAGCCGCUGAUCUAAUCUAACCCCACUUUCACCCUCAGUUAACAAAAGAGAAUAACUGAGGCCUGAGAGGGUGUGACUUGCCUGAACUCCCUAACCUGCUACUCAGGAGGCUGAGGCAGGAGAAUCGCUUGAACCAGGGAGGCGGAGGUUGCUGCAAAGCAUGGUGAGGCCCAGGUGAAGAUCUGGAGGCGCUCCUAUGAUGUCCCACCACCUCCGAUGGAGUCCGACCAUCCUUUCUACAGCAACAUCAGUAAGGAUCGCAGGUAUGCAGACCUCACAGAAGAUCAGCUACCCUCCUGUGAGAGUCUGAAGGACACUCUUGCCAGAGCUCUGCCCUUCUGGAAUGAAGAAAUAGUUCCCCAGAUCAAGGAGGGGAAAUGUGUACUGAUUGCGGCCCAUAGCAACAGCCUCCGGGGCAUUGUCAAUCAUCUGGAGGGUCUCUCUGAAGAGGCUAUCAUGGAGCUGAACCUGCCAACUGGUAUUGUCUAUGAAUUGGACAAGAACUUGAAGCCUAUCAAGCCCAUGCAGUUUUUGGGGGAUGAAGAGAUGGUGCGCAAAGCCAUAGAAGCUGUGGCUGCCCAGGGCAAGGCCAAGAAGUGAAGGCCAGCAGGGAGGAUACUGUCCCCAGGAGCACCCUCCCUGCGUGUCUUGUCCCUCUGCCCCUCCCAUCUGCACAUGUCACACUGACCACAUCUGUAGACAUCUUGAGUUGUAGCUGCAGAUGGGGACCAGUGACUCCCAUUUUCAUUUUGUCUCCUGCACCCACUCCCUUCAUACAAUCUAGUCAGAAUAGCACUUCUAGAGCACAGAUUCUCAGUCCAAGCUGUGGAAAAGCUCCCCUUAUCCAACAGAGUUUAAAAGUAGUGACUUGGGUUUUUGCGAGUUGCUUUGUUUACUAAGGACUUGUGGGGAGGAACCAUGCUAAGCCAUGACCAAUAAGGAGAAGCAACAGAGUGUGUCUGUCCCCAAGAGCCAGUCCUCUGCUCUUCUGCAGUCAGGCCACUGCCUGGGGGCUCUAGUCAUUCCAGUGGAAGAUGAAUGUAACCUGCAUGGUGAUGUGACAACUGUUUCCUCCCUGACCCCAGAGGAGCUGGCUCUAGAAGGUUGGGAUCAAUCCUGAAUUUAGUUAUGUGUUACAUUUAAUUUAAAAAGUAUAGUAUAUAUAAAUAAUACAAAACAAUAACCCUUCUGGGGUUUCUUGUGGCGGUUGAAAUAGUCCCACAUGUGGUCAUCAGAAAAUAAGCCAUUCCUCAUACCAAUAUAGCAAGAUCAGCUCCUUGACCUCUGAGGGGCGGGAGUGCUUCCUGGUGUGUGUAUUAGAAUCCCUUCCUGCCUUGUUUCUUGGCAGUGAAAUGCCUCUUGGUCCUGUCCAAGUGUGUCUUUCACUGAUUUCUGAAUCGUGUUCUACUUGCUUGGCCCUGCCACAUGGGUCCAAUGUUCAUCUGAGCAUAACUGUAAUAAAUCCUUUUUCCAGAUCAGUAUAAUAAAAGGAGUGAUGUGAAAAAAAAAAAAAAAA
This is a messenger RNA of Symphalangus syndactylus (siamang), 2011 nucleotides long. RefSeq names its product phosphoglycerate mutase 1-like. Gene Ontology annotation, molecular function: intramolecular phosphotransferase activity. The record is from RefSeq and is a predicted model, not a curated record. Gene Ontology annotation, biological process: glycolytic process. Lineage: Eukaryota; Metazoa; Chordata; Mammalia; Primates; Hylobatidae.